AUGACCGUCAAGGAGGCCCAGUCCGAGUGUGGUGACCAGGCUCAGCUGUUUUGCUGCAACAAGGCCGCCUACGCUGGUGACACCACUGAUGUCAACUCCGGUCUUGGUGGUGGCCUCCUCUCCAACCUGAUCGGCUCUGACUCCGUUGCCGAUGGUACUGGUAUCUUCGACCAGUGCUCCAAGCUCGAUGCUCAGCUCCACGUCGUCGCCGUUGCGCCCCUCCAGGACCUCAUCAACCAGCGCUGCAAGCAGAACAUUGCCUGCCGUGCCAACUCUCCCUCCGAUGCCAGCAACGAGCUCAUUGGCGCUGGUCUGCCUUGCAUUGCCCUUGGCUCCAUUCUGUAA
Messenger RNA from Penicillium daleae, 345 nucleotides. RefSeq names its product Hydrophobin. The record is from RefSeq and is a predicted model, not a curated record. The transcript has 3 exons. Gene Ontology annotation, cellular component: fungal-type cell wall. Bases 1 to 345 code for a protein of 114 amino acids. Gene Ontology annotation, molecular function: structural constituent of cell wall. NCBI's taxonomy places the organism in Eukaryota, Fungi, Ascomycota, Eurotiomycetes, Eurotiales, Aspergillaceae.